This is a messenger RNA of Notothenia coriiceps (black rockcod), 1206 nucleotides long. Its product is annotated as CD276 antigen-like. Lineage: Eukaryota; Metazoa; Chordata; Actinopteri; Perciformes; Nototheniidae. Gene Ontology annotation, molecular function: signaling receptor binding. Gene Ontology annotation, biological process: regulation of cytokine production; T cell receptor signaling pathway. The transcript has 6 exons. The record is from RefSeq and is a predicted model, not a curated record. The coding region runs from base 301 to 1206 and encodes 301 amino acids. Gene Ontology annotation, cellular component: external side of plasma membrane.
CCUCGGUAUGACAUCACUGCUGGACAAAGCAGCACCAAGGAGUGGUUACCGUGAAGAGACGCGUCCCAAAUCAAUGGAAGACACUCACACACUCUGAAAACACAUAUUACAGCUGUUUCCACCGUCAGGAAGAACUGUAAUCGGCUCAGCAAGUUUUAGAAGUGCUUUGUGUUGUCCGAGGAAGGAACUAUACUGUGGUAAAACACGUCGGCUUGUGCUGGUCAGAGAAAAGAGGAGUCCCUGCCGCUGGAUGGUUGGUGCUUUCCAAGUUUCGCCUUCCUAACAUGAGCUGUGUCUGAGAUGAUCUGCAGAUUGAAUCCACCCUGGAAGACCAUGCUGUCCCUCCUGCUGACCGCGAUGAUGGCCCUCCAAACUAUGGCUAUGUUGGAAGUGAACGUCCCGGAGCAGCCAGUGGUGGUGCUGCACGGCAGGGAUGCCAUUCUCAACUGCUCCUUCAGUCCCGCCAGCGCCUUUAACUUGUCCGAUCUGAGCAUCUUCUGGCAGCUGACGGACACCAAACGCAAUGUGCACGGGUACUGGGAGGGGCGCGACCAGCUGGUAGACCAGGCCGAGAGAUUUGCCAACCGUACCAGCCUGUGGCCCGUCCAGCUGGGCCUGGGCAACGCCUCGCUCCUGCUGAGCAGCGUGGUGGUGGCGGAUGAAGGCAGCUACACCUGCUUCGUCAGGGUGCAGGACUACGGCAGCGCCGCUCUGCUGCUGCUGGUGGCCGCCCCUUACUCCAAGCCUGUAGUGACGUUGGUGUCUGAAACCAACCUGCGGCCAGGUGAUGAGUUGGCACUAACUUGCGUGGCCUAUGGUGGGUAUCCUGAAGCAGACGUGAUAUGGCAGGAUGGAGGCGGGCGCAACUUGACGGACAAUAUCACCACUUCCCUGGUGGCCAAUGAGGAAGGGUUGUUCAUGAUGACCAGCGUGCUGACAGUAGUGCUGGAGCCCAACAGCACCUACAGCUGCGGACUGAUCAAUCCACUUCUGGGCGAGGAGGGCUACGCCUUUGUCACAAUCACAGGCAUUUCAGUCAACGAUGUCAGCUCCAUUCUGGUGCAAGGGCCUGUCACUGUGAACACCCCCUCCAGCACCACCCCCACUCCGUCUGCUUGCUCUCUCAAUGAGGAUGGCGCCAUUUCCCCGGCAUCUCUCUGCUGGCACAGCAUUUACAGUGAACAGUGUGCGGAUGGAGAUAUAUAG